UAUCAGUUCCAUUUCUGUUACCAACCGCGUGCGAUUUUCAACCGAAUCCGGAGGAUCUAUCCAUUUUGGCUAGUAAACAGAGGGAAUGCAGCGCCAGAAACCCAAGGGACCGGGCAAGCCAGGUCCACGAUUCAAGCCUGGCUCGGGCAAGGGCAAGGGAGCCCCCGGUGGCCGGGGGAGCGGCGACAACAAGCUGAAGCGUCCGCGCCAGGAGUUCAACAAAUCCCGACUAGCCGCCACCGAUGCAGAGAUCCAAGAACUUAAGGCCAAGUACGCGGAGAUAGAUGCGCCGGCCAUCAAGAAGUUCGCACAGUUCCCGCUGUCCAAGAAGACCCAAAAGGCGCUGGCGGAGUCCAAGUUCGUGCAUCCCACGCAGGUGCAGCGGGAGAGCAUUGGACCCGCCCUGCUGGGCAAGGAUGUGCUGGGUGCGGCGGUCACAGGAAGUGGCAAGACAUUGGCCUUCCUCAUACCCGUUCUGGAGCACCUGUUCAUAAACAAAUGGUCGCGCACCGAUGGCGUGGGCGCCAUCAUCAUCUCGCCCACCCGCGAGCUGGCCUACCAGAUCUUCGAGACUCUGAAGAAGGUGGGCAAGCAUCACGACUUCUCCGCCGGCCUCAUCAUCGGCGGCAAGAACCUGAAGUUCGAGCGGACUCGCAUGGACCAGUGCAACAUACUGAUCUGCACACCCGGCCGCCUGCUGCAGCACAUGGACGAGAAUCCGCUCUUCAACACGAGCACCAUGGAGGUGUUGGUCCUGGACGAAGCCGAUCGCUGUUUGGACAUGGGUUUCCAGAAGACACUCAACUCUAUCAUUGAAAAUUUCCCACCCGUACGACAAACGUUGCUCUUCUCGGCCACGCAAACGAAUACGGUGCAGGAUUUGGCGAGGCUUAACCUAAAGGAUCCAGUCUACGUCGGCUACGGAGGAGCGACGCCUGGCGAGGAACCCUCCGGCUCCAAAAAGAGCGGUCCGAGCACCGCUGUCUUGGCCGUGCCCGAGCUCCUGCAGCAGAGCUAUGUGGUGCUGAACCUCGAGGACAAGAUCACCAUGCUGUGGUCGUUCAUCAAGAACCAUCUGAAGCAGAAGAUCAUUGUGUUUGUGUCCAGUUGCAAGCAGGCCAAAUAUCUGUACGAGAUCUUCUGCAAACUGCGUCCGGGUAGCCCGCUGCUGGCCCUAUACGGAACCCUCCAUCAGGAUCGUCGCAUUGCCAUCUACGAGGACUUCCUUCGCAAGAGCCACGUUGUGAUGUUCUCUACGGAUGUGGCAUCGCGUGGCCUGGACUUUCCGGCCGUCAAUUGGGUGGUGCAGUUGGACUGCCCGGAGGAUGUCUCGCAGUAUAUUCACCGAGCGGGUCGCUCUGCGCGAAACAAGACACGCGGUGAGUGCCUUCUUGUGCUGACACCCAGCGAGGAGGAGUACAUGAUUGGUGCCCUCAAGGAGCAGUUGAAUAUUAACAUCCGUUGUGUGCAAAUCGAUCCCAAGAAGCUCUUCUCGCCGCGCGUCAAGAUCGAGGCCUUCCUGGCCCAAUUUCCCGAGCUAAGGGCCACCGCCCAGCGUGCCUUCCUCUCCUACAUAAAAUCCGUGUUCCUGAUGCGCAACAAGCGAUUGUUCAAUGUCUUCAGCCUGGAUCUGGAUGCAUUUGCUCAAUCGCUGGGUCUAGCGGUUACGCCGCGCGUUCCGUUCCUUGAAAAAUUCCUUUGGCGGCAGAAGCUGCAGCAGCAGCAGAAGGAACAGGGCGAUGCCCCACCAGCUGCCAAUCCAGUGCUUACCAAGAUGACCAAACAACAGAGCUUUGGUGGCGGUGAAGAGGAUGAAGAUGAAAGCGAUGACGAAGACUUUAUCAAGGUGAAACGUAAGGAUCACGAAGUCGAAGGAGGACCAGUGGAACUGGAUGAGGUCGAGGAUAAGGAGGAUGAGCCAGAGGGCCCACUUGUGGUGCCCAAGCGGGAGAAGCUAGUCACCAAGGCGUCGCUGGCCAAGAAGGCGCUGAAGAAGAACCUGCAGGUCAACUCCAAGCUCAAGUUCGAUGACGAGGGCGAAACGAUGGCCGAUGAUCGCAACCAAAUGAAGGCUCUGAGUGCCAGACAGCGAGCGGAGAACCAGGACGACGACGACGACGGAGGUAUCAAUCUGGUGCUCUCCAAGGCACUGCUGACCGAGGAGGAUCAGUAUGACAAGCAGCGAUUCCGGGAGCUGGUCAAGAAGCGACACAAGCUGCAGCGCGAGAAGCUGCGCAAGAAGACGGAGGAGGCCAAGGGCAGCGAUGAGGAAGACGAGGAGGAGGAGGACCAGGAUGCCGAAGAUGCCGGCAGCGAGAGUGACCAUUCAGUGGACCUCUCCUGGCUGCCAGAUCCCGACAAGGUCUACAAAAAUAAGGCGAGCAAAUCUGAUCGAAGUGCAGAAGCGCAUUCGGAUUCUGAGGCGGAGACAGGCGAUGAUGCAACCGACGAUGAUGCGGAAGUGGACGACGACGACGAAGAGGUCUCCGACGAUGAGCCUGCCUACAAAAAGUCGAAGCUAACGAAUAAGAUGACUCUGAUGGACACGGAGGCCAUUGCGGCCAGCCUUCUGGGUAGCUAAGUUAGGGCCUCGUCUGAGUGAAUAAAUUAAUGCCAAUUAUUUUUAAA
Drosophila suzukii is the source of this 2628-nucleotide messenger RNA. Its product is annotated as probable ATP-dependent RNA helicase DDX10. Gene Ontology annotation, biological process: rRNA processing. Lineage: Eukaryota; Metazoa; Arthropoda; Insecta; Diptera; Drosophilidae. Gene Ontology annotation, molecular function: RNA helicase activity; ATP binding; nucleic acid binding. The record is from RefSeq and is a predicted model, not a curated record. Gene Ontology annotation, cellular component: nucleus.